GCUCACUCGCUGCCGGGUCGUGAGCACGAUAUUUCGAGUUGCGUUCCCAAAAGUUUGAUUUCGCCACAGGUAGUUUUAGUUGCCUAUAUAUUUAGUGAGAUUAAGUUGCGGCAAACGUCCCUGGCAUCUGUAAUUCAAGAAAAGUAUUUGUUGCAAACUGACUAAAAAUCCCGACCUACUCUGAAACUGCCAUGGCUGAACCGAACCCCCACAAGCUGAUCACCUGUCCGUACGAGAUGUCCCACCAGGUGGAGCAUUAUCGUAUGCACAUACACCUGCAGAAGUGUAGGAAACAACAUCGCGACUGCAACAAAGUGUCGUGCCCGUUUGAUUCCACGCAUGUUGUGAACGAAGUUGAAUUGGAUUUCCACGUGACCGUCUGUCCGAAACGCCUCAUGUUCGACAGGGAGGUGUACAUAAUGGACGAUUAUUACCAGCCGGCAGCUGCUGCGCCGGCGGCGCCAACUGUGGUGCCCUGCGAGGAGAACUGGGACGAGGAAGCGACAACUUCGUAUGAUCCGAAUCAGGCCAAAAAGGGGUCCCAUGUCAUCACCAAAAUAAAGGGUGCUACCCCCUCUGAACGAAGAAAGGCGCGUAUGGAAGGUGUGAAAAAUUUCCGACCACUUGAGAACUAAAUAUUAUGUUAUAGUCAGGAAAAAUCAUAGAAUUCGGAAUAAUAGGAGACUGUAGAAGUGGCAAGUACUGGUGUAAGUAUGUGACUUCACAACUAGUAGUAUGUGACUGUACAUAUUGCAUAUCAAUUCUGGAUUCCCUUUUGACAUAUUAAAAGAUGUAAUUGAAAUUUCUGGCCACUUGAAUAAACUGAAUGUUAAUUAUAAAUUAAUUAGUAAAAAUAUAUCCGUAUAUAUAUAUUUUUAUUAAUCAAAUAUUUUAAUAGUUUUUGACAAAUCAGCAAACCGAUCUCUUCCAGCCAACCUUACUACCUUACCUUACUUAGAUACUAUAUUUUAUAAUAACUAUUUAAAAAAGCUAAACGCCCAAGAUCCAGUUCAAUCAGAAAAAGUUCUUGAACUUUAGAAGUGGCAAUUACUGGUGAAUGUGACGUCGCUAAUAGUUGUGACGUCAUGAAGUUUUCAUAUUGUGAAUUAUGAUAUUUAUUUGACAGCUUUGCAACUGUGCAGUUGACCGUGUGCGAUGCGAUUGUAUAGUUUCAAGUUCUGUGUCAUUUCUAUUGGCUUGCAUUGUUCCGAUUACUAUGGGAAAUGUGACGGGUUGAAAGUUUAAGUCCAACGUUUGAGCAACGCAUUUUUAGGGCAUAAUUUGGGCUAUAGAAUGACACAACACCGGCAAACAAUUAUAAAAGAUUUCCUUUGUGAAGUGAAAACUUGUCUAAAAGAGCGUGAGUUAUUAUAAAUUAACCUUAUAAUUUAUGAUAUCUUUAUGAAAAGUAUAAUUAUUAAUUGUCUUCCUUCUAGCUAUAGUACUUAGCAAGUUUUUCAUAACUCACUUUCAUAAUUUUAUAAAUGUUAAAGUUAUUAUAAAUUUUAAUAUUAUGAUUGGUCAAUUUUUAGCCUUAAAUUUGAUAAUUUUUUUUCAAUUUUGGGUUUCAAAUUUUUUUUUUGGGAAUAUUUUUCUUUUCACGAUAAAUUUUUCACAAAAAAUUAAUAAUUUACUAAUAUUUGGUGAAAUGUAGUAUGUCUUACUGACAUUUUAACACCAAUAGGUAUGUUAUCUGUAUUCACAAAUGAAUAUACCUAAAUGCUCAAUUUGUACGCUCGAAAUGUUUUCUUAUUAAUUUGAAUUGGCCUAAAGUGAACUAUUUAACUAUGUAUGCCAUAUGAUUUUGACAUGUGAAAAUAACGGAGUCGUAAACAUUAGCCCCAAAAUGUGCUCAAUUUCUGUCAAAAUAAUGCCAUUAUUACUCCUAAGACCCAAGUCUGACAGACUCAGACAGACUUGAUUGAACGUGUGUAAUUAUAAGGUGCAGUCUAGUAACAGCUAGUCGCUAGUCGUCGGUCGUUCAGUCGGUCAGACUUAGGUCUUACGUAUUAAAUCGCUGGUCCUAAAUGAGGCGUUGUUUAUGUCCAAAGGAUGUUAAAUAUACAGAUAGGAUAGUUCCAAAAAUUUUAACUUUAAGACGUUUGAAAAAACUUGUCAUAAAUAUGGACUUGUGUGGCGAGGUAAUGCCCAAGACAGUGCGACAAAAGACGUGUAUGCAAACAUCAUAUAGGUGUUUGCAUACAUAUGUAUGUCUUCCGCUGUUUUUAGACUUAAGAAAGUAUGUAAGAUUUUGUGAAGUUACCAUAAGUAUGUUGACGAGUCAUCAGGCAAAAUUCUAUAUUUUUUAAGUCUUUUUCUCUAUAUCUUGUGAUAUAAGUUUACAUCUUCUGAAAGAAGAAACUUUAUGACUGAUAGGUCGAAGUAACUACUGUACGUGUAAGUUCCUUGGUGUUACCCGAAAUUCGUACGAUGUCGCCGUCAUUAGCUGUUUAUAUCAAAUACACGGAAAAUUCAGUGCGUAUUUUAUAAAUUUAUUUGGCCGCCUUGUAUCGAGUAUGUACUCUACUUCGUGUAAUAUACAUACAUUAGUUUGAAUGUAUUGAUCUUAUAUACAUAGCUGGGCACCGUUAAUCAAAUAGUUAACUUCGUUAAUCGUUUAUCCGCUACAAAAAAAGUUAGCUUCGUUAAACGUUAAAGCGUUACAUUUGGGAAGAAUUAACGCAAGUUAACGUUAAUCGUUAAUCCGUUAAUAUGUGUAAAAUUGCAUUUUUAUAUCGUUGCGUUAGUGAACUUAUAAAACUUGUUGGUUUAGGUUCUGGAAGUUAACAGGUUAGGAAUAAAACAAAAUACUUGUAUAAUUCAAAUGUGUAAUUUAAUUGUCGGGCAUAAGGUGCAUAUUCCCCUUCAUGAACAUUAACAUGUUGAAGUUCUCGUCUGAAAGCGACGCUCGUUUUGGUGUUAAAAUGUCUUUACCCGUGGAAAACAGACGUUCAACUGCAGCGCUUGAGGGUAUAGCAGUAUUGUAUUUAAUAAAUAGAUUUAUAAAUAUUUGUUCCCCGAGGAAUGCAGCAUCGUUGAACGAGUCUAUUGAUUUCAUGUCCAGCCACAUUUUAACGAGACUUUGCGCUUUACUCUUUAAAGAGUUGGAGCUCUUUGGUUUUUCUAUAGACUGAGUCACAGAAUAGGCUAUUACACUCUUUUUUGAAAACUGUUUUAAAUCAAUCCUGAGACUGUAUUUUACCUAUAGAAUUUUUAUUAAAAUUUUUUGAAGCCGAAAAGUGCUCUAAAAACGAUUUAUUAUUUAUGAUUUUGUAUUUUCGCGCGAAAACGCCAUCCGCCAUGCUGUUUUGACUCGUGACGUCAUACUUUUAGUAAACAAUACGGCUCUACGUAAGACUAAAGUAAAAAGAUUUUUGUAAUAAUGAAUUACAAUACAUAUUGUUGGUGUCUUGUUCCUGAAUGCAAGAAUACAAGUAUAAAAACACCAGAAAAAUCUUAAUUCAGCAGAACAGAAAUCGGGAUUGGACGCAAAAAAUUUCGCCACCAUCAACGUAUUAAUCCUCGGUAGAUUUAUAUUGUCUGCUUUCACAAAACCGUCUUCCAUGAUUCUAUUAAAUUAUUAAAGAGUAAAAACACAAAAACGUGAUAGAAAUUUUAAAAUUUCAAAAUAAACAGAGCCUGACAUCAUCAAUAUGUUUUCGAUUCGAUAUUUGUUUACUAAAAGUAUGACGUCACGUCAGUACCCAACAUGGCGGAUAGCGUUUUCGACUUUUGAAGAACAGAUUAAAAAAGAGGAUUUUUUAAAUUGAAUUAUAAAAUCCAUAUUGCACUUUUAUGAAUAAUGAUCGAUGUUUUUCUUUUAUUUUUUACAAAAUCUAUAAGAUACGUGCAUUUUUAUAUUUUUUUUUACAUCGUGUAAAAUAGCCUAUUGAAAAAGUCUUCCUCCUCGUCAUCAUCGUUGUUACUCGCAUUGCUCCCUCCGCCAGUUAAACUAUCUCUGUCCUUCGAAUUUUCCGCUGCUUCUUGUCUUAAAGCAUCUUCUACCUUUUUUUCCAUACCCUUUCUUACUGCAUCCACUCUACUGCUGUCAUACGUUUCCAGCCAUAUCAACCGGAACUUUGGGUGAAAUGCCGCGGCAAGUAGGCACUGUUCAUCAUUCAGGCAGGCAUUAGAUUAACGAUUAACGGACUACUGCAUAUUAACGGAAGUUAACGUGUCCGUUAACAUUUUUAAAAGUUAACUUAAAAGUUAAUUCGUUAAUCAAAAUGUUAACUUCGUUAAUUAACGAUUAACGGAUUAACGAGUUAAUGCCCAGCUAUGCUUAUAUAACAGCAUGAUCCAAUGUAGGUUAAGAUUCCUAACAAAUUUUUUUUGUGCAAAAACCUGACUUGUCCAACCGGACCGAACUUUCUGGGUUAAAAUAAUAACUCCAUUAAUAUAAAAUAAAUUUUCCGUCUUUGUGUGCAUACAUAUAAUCACGUCUAUAUCCCUUGCGAGGUAGACAGAGCCAACAGUCUCGAAAUUACCAAUAGUUUACGUUUAGCUGUUUGGCCUAAUGAUAGAAUUGAGAUUCAAAUCUUUGCAUACAUGAGAAAAAAAAAAGAAAAGAAUGCAUAGAUUUAAUUGUUGUGAAAAAGGAAAUUAAAUUUGUACCUACUAUGCGAUAUUUGGUAAAAAUGUUAAUCAAAAAUUAAUGUUUAAAAAAAUCGAAUUUCAUUCAUUUAUUUUUUUAUGAUAUUAACACGAGAAGGUAUCUUCCGUGUGUU
Molecule: messenger RNA, 4727 nt
Organism: Amyelois transitella
Lineage: Eukaryota; Metazoa; Arthropoda; Insecta; Lepidoptera; Pyralidae
Gene: Gtsf1
Product: gametocyte-specific factor 1
Exons: 4
Coding region: 192-635 (147 amino acids)
Source: RefSeq, a predicted model, not a curated record